AUGUUCGUCGCAGCAAAACUCCUCAAAGUGGGCUAUGACCACGCAAAAAAGCGCAAGGCCAACAAAGAGGCCCAGUUCCAACAGCCUCAUCCAAAUUACACCUAUCCAAACCCCUACCCAAUGUCUGAAUACCCACCUGGCGUAACGCCAGGCACAAACACUCAAUACAUCGCCCCCGAACCACCAGCACCACCUAUGAGCAAAGGAGCAAAGUUCGUCUCGAUGAUGAUCUCCAUCCUACGCUUCCUGCAAUUUGUCUUUGGUCUCACUGUUAUCGGCCUCUACGGGAGAUGUGUGCACCAUGACCACAAAUAUCACGAUACGUACCACUCGAAGUGGGUGUUUGCGCUUGUCGUAGGAUUCCUCGCGACGAGCACUGCGGCUUUCCAUAUGAUUUUGCCGUUCAUCAAGAAGCGAGUGAAUAACUCGAGCAAUCCGAAGUUGCAUCUGCCGCAGUUUGUGUGGGAGGCUGUGCUUUGUAUUAUCUGGUUGACGGUUUUCGGCAUCUUCGGGAAGAUGUAUAUUGGGGUUUAUCCUACCGAUAGCAGCAGCAGCAAGAGGGAUUCGACAUCCAGCCCUAGCUCUAGCUCUAGCUCCAGCUCUAGUGACAGUUCUACUUCGGUGCUGGGAGAUGCGUCGAAGAUUAAUCGCAUGCGGCAUGCUGUUUGGAUUGAUCUUGUGAACUUGUUGAUGUGGGUUUUUACUGCGUCUUGGGUGUUGCUUCGUUGGCUUAAGGGUCGACGGGCUGCUAUGGCUGAUGAUCUUGAUGCCGAGAAGGGAUCUCAAAUUUAA
This is a messenger RNA of Penicillium longicatenatum, 792 nucleotides long. Its product is annotated as MARVEL domain-containing protein. The transcript has a single exon. Bases 1 to 792 code for a protein of 263 amino acids. Lineage: Eukaryota; Fungi; Ascomycota; Eurotiomycetes; Eurotiales; Aspergillaceae. The record is from RefSeq and is a predicted model, not a curated record. Gene Ontology annotation, cellular component: membrane.